AACGUUACCUGCGCCAUGGGCAACAAACGUCACACCAAACCCUGUUCAAAAGUACGGUUCUUCCAGCGAUUUCGAACGAAGAAAAAGUUUGACGUUUGUAACCACAGUCCCUGAAAGCCACAUGACACAACAACGAAGAUGGCCUGUUGUGGAAACUGUUUUUGUUGCCAAUGUUGCUGCAGAGAAGGAGAGACGCGGACACCCGAGGAACUGACAAUCCUUGGGGAAAUCCGAGAUGAAGAAGAUGAGAUUCUGCCUAGGAAAGACUAUGAGAGCUUGGAUUAUGACUGCUGCAUCAGUGAGCCCUACGUGGAGAUCCUGGAGGGGAUGGACAACAGGAAAGCCAAAAAGUAUGAAGCGAUGCGGUGGAUGAUGAUGUUUGCUAUUGGAGUCACAGUGGGUCUGGUGGGCCUGUUUGUGGAUUUCUUUGUGCGCCUCUUGAGCAAAAUCAAAUUCACUCUGGUUGGCGAUUCUUUAGAGAAGUGCAGUGAUAAAGGCUGUCUCCCUCUGUCUCUGCUGGAGCUCCUGGCUUUCAACAUGACCUUUGUCUUCAUUGCCAGUGUGCUAGUCCUCAUCGAGCCAGUAGCUGCAGGUUCGGGAAUCCCAGAAAUCAAAAGUUACUUGAAUGGAGUAAAGAUUCCAAGAAUUGUCCGGCUGCGAACUUUUCUCUGCAAAGCUGCUGGAGUUCUGUUCAGUGUGGCCGGAGGUCUGUUUGUGGGGAAAGAAGGUCCAAUGAUACACAGUGGAGCCAUUGUGGGAGCUGGUCUUCCUCAGUUUCAGAGCAUCACUUUCAAGAGGAUCAAAUUCGAUUUUCCAUACUUCCGCAGUGACCGGGACAAGCGAGACUUUGUGUCAGCGGGUGCUGCGGCUGGAGUAGCUGCUGCCUUUGGUGCUCCUAUAGGUGGCAUACUCUUCAGUCUGGAGGAGGGGUCCUCGUUCUGGAACCAGGCCCUCACUUGGAAAGUGCUCUUCUGUUCCAUGUCGGCCACUUUCACCCUCAACUUCUUCCGAUCUGGGAUCAACUUCAACAAGUGGGGCUCCUUCCAACUGCCUGGUCUGCUCAACUUUGGAGAAUUCAAGUGUUCAGAUGGAGAUAAGAACUGCCACCUGUGGACAGCAGUGGACCUGACUUUCUUUGUCCUGAUGGGGGUGGUGGGUGGCCUGCUGGGGGCGCUCUUCAACUACAUGAACAAGAGCCUGGCCAAGUACCGCAUCAGACACAUUCAUCCAAAGGCCAAGUUUAUCAGAGUUCUAGAGAGUCUGCUGCUUGCCAUGGUGACAACAGUGGUGAUAUUUGCAGCUUCCAUACUGUUGGGUGAAUGUCGUGACCUGUCCUCCCCUACAACCCAUAACACCACGCUGUCUGGCAGCGAGGAUAUCAACUCAACCAUUCGCCAGUUCUUCUGCACCAACAAGACCUACAAUGACAUGGCCACAUUGUUCUUCAACCCACAGGAGGCUGCCAUCCACCAGCUCUUCCACCAGGAUGGUACCUUCAGCCCUGUGACUCUGUCAGUGUUCUUCCUGCUGUACUUCCUGUUGGCCUGCUGGACCUACGGUGUGUCUGUACCGAGCGGCCUCUUCGUCCCCUCGCUGCUCUGUGGGGCGGCUUUUGGGCGUCUGGUUGCCAACAUCCUCAAAGUGAAACUGGGAAUGGAUAUCUACUCCGGGACCUUUGCUCUCAUCGGAGCUGCAGCCUUCCUUGGAGGCGUGGUCAGAAUGACCAUCAGUCUGACUGUCAUCCUCAUUGAAUCCACCAAUGAAAUAACAUACGGGCUGCCCAUCAUGAUCACUCUCAUGGUUGCCAAAUGGACUGGAGAUUUUUUCAACAAGGGCAUCUAUGACAUCCACAUCCAGCUGAGAGGAGUGCCACUGCUGGAGUGGGAGACUGAGGUUGAAAUGGACAAAUUGACAGCCAGUGACAUCAUGGAGCCCAAUUUGACCUAUGUGUACCCCCACACCCGGGUCCAGUCUCUGGUCAGUAUCCUGCGCACCACAGUUUACCAUGCCUUCCCUGUGGUCACUGAAAACCGGCAGAAUGAACGGGACUUCAUGAAGGGCAACAUCCUGGUCAGCAACAACAUUCGCUUCAAGAAAUCCAGUGUUGUGUCCCGUGCGGGGGAACAGCGGCGGCGCUGCCAGUCCAUGAAGUCAUACCCAUCCAGCGAGCUGAGGAAUGUUUGUGAUGAACAGAACACCGUAGUAGAGCCUGCAGAGGAGGGAGAGGACCUGCUGCAGCAGAUGUUAGAGAGGAGGCAUGCUCCCUACCCCAACCUGUAUCCAGAUCAGUCUCCCAGUGAGGAGUGGACCAUGGAGGAGCGCUUCAGACCACUCACCUUCCACGGCCUCAUCCUGCGUUCCCAGCUUGUCAACCUGCUCAUCAGAGGGGUCUGCUAUGCUGAAAACCAGUCGAGCGCCACCCAGCCCAGGUUGUCCUAUGCAGAGAUGACUGAAGAUUACCCACGUUACCCUGACAUCCAUGACUUGGACCUAGCCCUGCUAAACCCCCGCAUGAUAGUGGAUGUAACCCCCUACAUGAACCCAUGUCCCUACACUGUCUCGCCAAACACCCACAUCUCCCAGGUGUUUAACUUGUUCAGGACCAUGGGUCUGAGACACUUACCAGUGGUUAACGCUGUCGGAGAAAUUGUUGGAAUAAUCACAAGACAUAAUUUAACCCACGAGUUCCUUGUGGCUAAACUGCGACAGCACUGCAUCACUAUCUGACCCGACUCUGGACAUUCUGCCAUCCUUCCAGCCCAGCCUUUGUUUAGCCUGGUCCUGAGCCUUUGUCUCUGUCCAUUCCUAACAGCAUGCACACACUCUCUGUGGUACAGUUCUCCAUUAAGUGAAACUGUUCAGUUGUAUUUCACUCAAGUCUUACAUUUUCAGUUAGUGAAUUGUCAGCUCACCUCCACCACCAGCCUAGCCUAGGAUCCACCGCUUCAGUGGCAGGACUGGAAGCAUAGACUAGGUAUACUGCAACAGAACCAUAUUUGACUUUACCAUGUUGAUCUGUACAGAAAAAAGUUUUACAUGACACAAAUAUUACCCAAACUAUCCAUAUUGAGGGCUGAUAAUUCAUUGCUGUGCAUUCAGGCUGUGAGCAACAGGACUGAGGAGUUGCUCCCCUCUGACACAGGAACAUUACGCCAGAUUUCCACUGGAUGCGUGUCCGUUGCAGAACGGCAGUGCUGGUUAUCCGCUGCUUGCUCCGCCGUCCAUCAAUA
Molecule: messenger RNA, 3230 nt
Organism: Epinephelus lanceolatus (giant grouper)
Lineage: Eukaryota; Metazoa; Chordata; Actinopteri; Perciformes; Serranidae
Gene: clcn6
Product: chloride channel 6
Biological process (GO): chloride transport; transmembrane transport
Cellular component (GO): intracellular membrane-bounded organelle; lysosomal membrane
Molecular function (GO): voltage-gated chloride channel activity
Source: RefSeq, a predicted model, not a curated record